GGAAAGUUGUCAAAGUCAAAAUUAAGCAGAAAUGGCGAAGCUAGGCGAAUUGACGGAGGACGAAAAAUCUUUGUUUUCACAUCUCAACAAAGGUGAUUUUGAGGAGGCUUCAAGGCUCUUGCGUUCAGGAAGUGUGAGGAUCGACUGUUUAGAUGAGCAUGGCAUGACCCCACUGAUGUGUGCGGCAUACAAAGGCAAAGCAGAAAUGUGUGAGCUGCUGAUAGCUCAAGGAGCAGAUGUGAACUCUAACCACCAUGAACAACAGUACACAGCUCUCAUGUUUGGUUGUCUCUCAGGGUCUGUAGAUGCUACAAGGGUAUUGCUUGAAGCUGGAGCGAGGGUUAAUGCAGAAAACAGUCUUGGGAGAACAGCUGCUCAGCUGGGAGCUUUCAUUGGUCAAAGUGAAUGUGUCAGUCUUAUUAACAACUUCCUGUCAGUGGAUGAUUUGGGAUAUUACACAAAGCCUCAAGGCCUAGAAAAAGAACCCAAGCUAUCAGUGGCCUUGGUACCAGCACUCCACAAGUUUGCUGUCAGUCAAAAUUUAUGCCCAGUGAAGAUUGCUAUGUAUCUGCAAGAUAACUUUGAACUUGUUAAGAACUACAAGAGUUUAGUUAAAGUUAUGGAGCUCCUAACAGAGUCAAAGAUUAAGUCAAAGGAGAUGCAAGAAGUGCUGGCCAUGAAGAUGCACUACCUGGGAUUUAUGUUAAAAAAAUGUGCACACUGGAACGAAAAACUGGAGGGAAAAGGUGGAAUUGAUGGCUUCAUAAAAUACUUAACAAAAGGGCGCUCAUCCGAUGGCUUUUUCAUUAAUAUGGAAGAUAUUAUACGGCAAGCGAUAAAAGAGUUCGAUUAUCCAGAAUGUACCAUUUUCAAACAGCUCGUUCAAACAAUAGCACCUGUAGAGAAGGGGCGUGAUCCAACAGCUCUCGCCGUGAUAACUCAGAGCAUAAAUGGCCUCCGCUGUGGUGACUUUAGUGACUGCUGUGUGGUUUGUAUCGAGAAACGGAAUGUGAAGAAAUGCUCAGCAUGCAAAAUGGUUGGUUACUGCAGUGUGAGAUGCCAGAAGCUUCAUUGGCAGUCUCACAAGAAGUUUUGUAAGCAGCUGGCCAAAGACUACGAAGAACAGCUUGCUGCACAGUUGGCAGAAGAAAAACUCGAGGACGGAAUAAGCCUCAAAACUCAGCAAGAAAAGCCAAGCCUCAUGAAUGGUGAAAAGAAACCUUCGGCCAACCGGAAAAGCGACGAAGCUGUAAACAGCCAUAAAUUAAAAACUGAAAACGAUCAAAACACAAACACUGGAACUAAUGGCGACAUAGAAGGCACAAAUUUAUCGGAGAGUUAACGCAGAAAAGGUUGAUAUUGACGGAACGUGGAGAAACUGCGAUGAUAGUUGGCUUAGACUUGUAACCGAAGAAUGUUUUUUAACCCUUUUACUCCCAAGAUCCAAGAAGUGAUUCUCCCUUCUGAAUGCCAUACAUUGCCUUGUAAAUACGACAGGAGAACUUGGUUUUGUAUUGUGCUCUAACUGACAAGCUCUUCUGUUCUCGUAACUUGUGAGCAGAAUGUUGUACUGAAAUCGUGUGAAGAGUACCUCUAUCUGUUUGGAGGUUCAAAAUAACUGCCCCAAAGUAACACCUAGCUGCGAUGAAAAACGAAAGUAGAGGAAACGCUGAACACGAAAGG
This is a messenger RNA of Pocillopora damicornis (cauliflower coral), 1683 nucleotides long. RefSeq names its product ankyrin repeat and MYND domain-containing protein 2. Gene Ontology annotation, molecular function: protein binding. The record is from RefSeq and is a predicted model, not a curated record. Lineage: Eukaryota; Metazoa; Cnidaria; Anthozoa; Scleractinia; Pocilloporidae.